Messenger RNA from Caenorhabditis briggsae, 858 nucleotides. RefSeq names its product Protein CBR-COL-75 (gene Cbr-col-75). The coding region runs from base 1 to 858 and encodes 285 amino acids. Gene Ontology annotation, cellular component: cuticular extracellular matrix. The record is from RefSeq and is a predicted model, not a curated record. Lineage: Eukaryota; Metazoa; Nematoda; Chromadorea; Rhabditida; Rhabditidae. Gene Ontology annotation, molecular function: structural constituent of collagen and cuticulin-based cuticle. The transcript has 3 exons.
AUGAAGGCUUCUUCUCUUCUUUCUCUGUCUAUAUUCAUCACUUUUGUAUCAAUAUUCUCUCUUUUUUCUUAUCUUCCAUCAUUCUUCGCUCAACUCUCAAGAAUCGAACUUCAAUUGGAACAGGAGUUGAACGAGUUUUUAAGUAUUGAGAAUGAGUUGAGAAAAGAAUUCAACAAAUAUCCAAAAAAUCAUGUAAGAAGACAAAAAAGACAUUGGUACAACUAUUGUGAAUGCGAAUAUUUAAAUUUUUGCGCACCUGGAAAGAAAGGGAAAACAGGCCCCGACGGUCCACCAGGGGAAGAUGGUCUUCCUGGAAUGCCAGGUUCUCCUGGAAUCCCUGGAGAACUUCCAAACAUUCUGUACCAACAAGUGUUAGGAUGUCGUCUUUGCCCCUAUGGUCCGAAAGGUAAACCUGGGUUCCGAGGGAUCGAUGGAAUGCCGGGAGUCCCUGGUUGGCCCGGUGACACUGGCGUCCGGGGAAUGAAUGGAGAAAAAGGACCAAUUGGAAUCGAUGGACCUCCCGGAGAAGCAGGAGUUCCAGGUCUUCCUGGUUUUCCUGGAAUUCCUGGAAAGAUUGGAAUAACUGGAAUCAAAGGAGUUAUGGGAGAAGUUGGGGAACCUGGCGCACCAGGUAUUCCUGGAGAAGAAGGUAUUCCUGGAUUACCAGGAAAGCCUGGAAUCAAAGGUCCAGUUGGACCGAUGGGUUAUGAAGGACCAUACGGAGAACGAGGAGCUCCAGGGGUGCCAGGUCCAAUGGGUCGUCGUGGAGGUCCUGGUAUGGAUUCUCACUAUUGUCCAUGUCCCUCACGGAAGAUGUUCUUGUCAAUUCUCAGAGAGAAAUCAAAGAAACAAUUGUGA